This is a messenger RNA of Rhodofomes roseus, 2450 nucleotides long. Its product is annotated as prolyl-tRNA synthetase. The record is from RefSeq and is a predicted model, not a curated record. Gene Ontology annotation, cellular component: cytoplasm; aminoacyl-tRNA synthetase multienzyme complex. Gene Ontology annotation, molecular function: aminoacyl-tRNA deacylase activity; ATP binding; proline-tRNA ligase activity. The transcript has 8 exons. Gene Ontology annotation, biological process: prolyl-tRNA aminoacylation. Bases 73 to 2376 code for a protein of 767 amino acids. Lineage: Eukaryota; Fungi; Basidiomycota; Agaricomycetes; Polyporales; Fomitopsidaceae.
CCGGCUAUAGUCCCUUCACGCUUCCUCGACGUCCUCGCUGCUGCAGUCGUGUAAGUAAGACGGGUUGGCUGCAUGCUGGUCUCUCGACAUGCGGCGCGACGAUUGACACGAAUAAGCAGACGGCUGAUCCCUGCGCAAUCGAUAACAUCCCAAAAACGCGUCGAGUCACUUCCUAAAGGCGCUGUACCUCUUUGCUUUCGCUAUCGACCUCUCUCGACGGGGACCAUGGCUUCAGUCGAAAGCAUUACUCAGUCUUUGACUGGCCUCUCAAUCCAGCCUGUCGCAGUGGUGACACACGAUGCGACGAACGCGACGAACUGGCGGGAGGCCUUGCAGGCUAGCUCGUCUGCCCCUCAAUCCUUCGAAACUCUGAAGACAAUGGUGUACAAGCCCAAGACCGCAAAAACCGCGACCCCAGUGCCCCUGGUCAUCAUCGCCCGUGAGAGCACGGAAGUCAACUCCACAGCGGUGGGCAAGAAGCUGAACUUGAAGGAUGUGCGCGUCGCGUCUGAGGACCUGCUGAACGAGUUCUUCGCGCUCGACAAGAAUUCUCUAUCUCCUCUCAUCCUGACCGCGGAGACAUACCCGAAGGUCACAACCGUCCUUGACGCCUCGAUCGCUUCAUCAUCCUCCCUUUUCGCCGUCCGCGCCCGCUCCUCCACCACUACACUCUUCCUGACCGGAAAAGACAUCCUUGCAUAUCUACGUACUCUACAGACCCAGGACGCGCCCCUGCAGGAGAUCGACUUCCAAGCUCUGAUGUCUGAAGGUCAGGCAGCGUCUACGACUCAGGCAGCGGCCGCCCCCGCCAAGAAGGAGAAGGAGGAUGCGAAGAUCGAGGGCGCUGUGCAGAUUGCCAUCGGUAUCAAGAAGGAGGUUGACUUCGCGGGAUGGUACACGAAUGUCCUCAUCAAGGCCGAGAUGCUUGACUACUACAACGUGAGCGGAUGUUACAUCCUUCGCCCGUGGUCGUACAGCAUCUGGGAGGUAAUCCAAGACUGGUUCAAUGUACGGAUACGUGAAAUGGGUGUGCAGAAUGCGUACUUCCCAAUGUUCGUAUCGGCAAAGGUACUUGAGCGGGAGAAGGACCACAUCGAGGGCUUCUCCCCCGAAGUCGCUUGGGUCACUCGGGCGGGGCAGUCUGAGCUUGAGGAGCCCAUCGCUGUGCGCCCAACAUCAGAGACAGUCAUGUACCCUUACUACGCAAAAUGGAUCAAGAGCCACCGUGAUCUGCCUCUGAAGCUCAACCAGUGGAACAACGUUGUCCGAUGGGAGUUCAAGAACCCUCAGCCGUUCCUGCGUACACGAGAGUUCCUCUGGCAAGAGGGUCAUACCGCAUUCUUGACCAAGCAGGAGGCCGACAAGGAAGUGCACGAGAUCUUGGACCUCUACCGCCAAGUCUACGAGGACCUUCUCGCGGUCCCUGUCAUCAGGGGUGUCAAGUCAGAGAAGGAGAAGUUCGCAGGCGGUCUGUACACGACGACGGUGGAGGGCUUUAUCCCGACGACCGGUCGUGGCGUUCAGGCGGGCACCUCGCACUGUCUUGGGCAGAACUUCUCGCGCCCGGAGAUGUUCAACAUCUUCGUCGAGGACCCGAAUGAUCCCACCGGUCAGGCGAAGGCAUAUGUCUGGCAGAACUCGUGGGGUUUGUCGACCCGCACUAUCGGCGUGAUGGUCAUGAUCCACGGUGAUAACCAAGGCUUGGUCCUUCCGCCCCGCGUCGCGUCCAUUCAGGUCGUCAUUGUCCCAUGCGGCAUCACAGCGAAGACGACCGACGAGCAGAGAAAGGCGAUCAGCGACAAGUGCGAGGAGCUCGCCAACGUGCUCAAGAAGGCCGGCGUGAAGGCGAAGGCGGACCUCCGUGAGGGCUACACGCCUGGCUUCAAGUUCAACGACUGGGAACAGAAGGGUGUGCCGCUUCGUCUGGAGAUCGGUCCUGCCGACCUCGUCAAGAACCAAACACUGGGCGUCCGUCGCGACACUGGUGUCAAGGCCCCGAUCCCCCUCGCAGAUGUCACGUCCGCCGUGCCGAAUCUACUUGAGACUAUACAAUCCGAUAUGUUCAAGCGUGCGCAAGACACGUACUUCUCGCGCCUCAAGCAGGUGACGCGCUGGGAAGACGUUGUUCCUACACUCGACGAAAAGUGUGUCGUCGUCAUGCCAUGGUGCGAGGAGGAGGCAUGCGAAGACGACAUCAAGGAACGCAGUGCUCGGUCUGCCGAGCCACAGGAUGAGCGGGCUCCGUCAGCGGGUGCGAAGUCGCUGUGCAUUCCCUUCGACCAGUCGCGCUGGCCGCCUAUCGAGCCUGGCAAGACAGAAUGCGCUGCGUGUGGCAAAGACGCGAAGCGUUGGACCAUGUUUGGUCGUUCUUACUGAAGGCACGGGGCGGUAGUGAUUUGAAUGUAGUAUAGACCGACCACUUAUAUAAUCAGAAGCUGUUCUAAACACAA